Esox lucius (northern pike) is the source of this 1864-nucleotide messenger RNA. It is a transcript of the gene asip2b, whose product is annotated as agouti signaling protein, nonagouti homolog (mouse) 2b. Gene Ontology annotation, molecular function: neuropeptide hormone activity; type 1 melanocortin receptor binding. The record is from RefSeq and is a predicted model, not a curated record. The transcript is spliced from 3 exons. Lineage: Eukaryota; Metazoa; Chordata; Actinopteri; Esociformes; Esocidae. The coding region runs from base 228 to 578 and encodes 116 amino acids. Gene Ontology annotation, biological process: neuropeptide signaling pathway; positive regulation of feeding behavior; adult feeding behavior. Gene Ontology annotation, cellular component: extracellular region.
UCGAGUUUAUGACUACCCCUCCACAGGAGAUAAUCCUCUGAGCUGCGACAUUAAGCAUAGGCUGAUCAUUUUAUUUAUAUCAAAUACAUAUUAAUCCAUUCUCUUGGGGAUAUAAAGUAACCUGUACGUUGCCAAACAUUUCAAACGUCAGAGCGUGCAUUCAUCUUAACCGUUAACAUUAUUAUUACCCCCAGAUUUUCAGGUUAUUUCAACGACUGGAAGCAGAGAUGCUCGGGAAACAUUUUCUCUGGAUUUGUCUGCUUUCGGCGUCUCUUCCGUCAUCUUUUUCUGAAGACUUGAAAAGGGAAGCGCAGAAACAACAUGAGAAUGAUUCAGUUUGGAGUGAAGAAAAACCAAGACUUUUUGUCAGGAGACGGAUUUGGCCACACCAGAGAAACCACCAGGCUGCAAAAGCCAAGCCGGAGCCUGUGGCCCCAGUGUGGCGAUGUGGUCGUCUGAUGGAGAGCUGUGCCCAGCACACCCCCUGCUGUGACCCCUGUGCCUCUUGCCGCUGUCGCCUCUUCAACACCAUCUGCCACUGCUGGAGACUGGGCCCGCACUGCCCCAAGAAGACAUAGACUGGGCCCGCACUGCCAGAAGAAGACCUAGACUGGGCCUGCACUGCCCAAAGAAGACCUAGACAAAACAUCACAUAUAAGACACACACUUGCACAAACACACAGACACACACCCACAAACACACACACAUAAUCUACCUCUCAACUAGAGAUCACACAGGUGGACAUACUUAUUUUGUAGACCAGGGGUUCCCAACCUUCUUCCACCAGGGCACCAUGUUUUACAAUCGAUAAAACCUCCCCCCCGUUUGUUUCCUUUUCAGUGGGGUGGUGGGGGUUCCACAGAAUAGUAAGCUGGCUUGCUAGUAACGGCUAACUGACAGCAUCGUUUGUAUUUCGAAAACCAACAUAUGUCUGCAAUAACAGUGGAAUGAUGGCAUUUGACCAGAAAAGAUGCAUCCUCCUCCUCCAAUUAUGUCACCAAGACGCGGUCAGCUCUCCUCUAACAAACAAUAGCAGACAUGGGCAAACAAAAUCCCUCUGACACUUCCUGGUUGCUGACAUUCAGUUAAUUCAGUUUCUGUUCAAGCGAGAAAACAGCCACUGAAUGGUGUGGUAAAACAAGGUGCCCUCUAAAUAUAUGUUUUAUAUUUUUUUGAGAUCUGAGAUUUCUCAAGCUUUUGUAACUCGAUCAUCGAAAAGUAAAAGUAAGUACAGCGAGUGUGCUCUUAGAGGAGACUUGGUUUGAUUGUGAACUGUCGUGGCUGUAAUUCAGCAAACCUCCACCAGGUGGGAGCAAGCCAGGGAUAUCUCCUUGAAGAUUACAUUGUGAGUGAGCACCUAUUAUAUUCUAAAAACAAUUAUUAUAUUGAAUAAAAUAUAAUUAUAUCUAUUUAUCUAUCCCUCUCUAUAUAUAUUUAUUUUACCCCUCAAAUCAGGUAUGGCGCAGAAACCCCCGCACACAGGAAGCUCAGGUGUCCCAUUCUGGUGGCACUCCCCCUAGGUUGGGAAUCCCUACUGUAGACAAUCACACACACUACAAGAGCACGGACAUACAGUACUACAUAGAUACCAAUUUUGGACCUGAUGAAUGACACAUUUUGUGGAUAUAUUGUUAGGGCCCGCAACAUUUUCUGUAUAUGUACCAAGACAUUGUAUAUCCAUGUUGUAAACAUGUAACAGUCGACCUCAUAGCUGUAUUAAUGCUCCUUUUGUUUAACUGUGCACCUCUGCUAGAUUCUGGGUCACGUUGAUCCAAUGCUAACCACAACAAAGAACAUCAAAUAACUUGUGACAAACAUUCUCUCUCUAUUUUUUAUAUUGAAUAAAUAUCUUUGUUAGCCUCA